AUGAUGAUGACGUGCCGUCUGCUGUGCGCCCUGUUGGUGCUCGCCUUGUGCUGCUGCCCGUCCGUAUGUGUGACUGCGAGUGCUAAUGUUAAGAACAAUCCUAACACCACCACUACGACCACAACGACGACGACCACAACGACUACCACCACGACUACCACUACGACGACAACAACUACAACAACUACAACUACAACGACCACGACGACCACUACACAAGCACCAACUGCGACCACCACGACCACGGAGGCGCCAAGCAUUACGACUACAGAGGCGCCAACUACGAGGACCACCCGCGCACCGCCACUUCUUCGCAAAAUUGACGGCAGUCCCAGCAGCCCUGCGUGGGUUUAUGCCCCGCUGGUGCUCGCGGUGUCCGUGCUGGCUUACAGCAGUCUGUGCUGA
Messenger RNA from Trypanosoma cruzi, 405 nucleotides. Its product is annotated as mucin TcMUCI, putative. The record is from RefSeq and is a predicted model, not a curated record. Bases 1 to 405 code for a protein of 134 amino acids. The transcript has a single exon. NCBI's taxonomy places the organism in Eukaryota, Euglenozoa, Kinetoplastea, Trypanosomatida, Trypanosomatidae.